AUUUUCACUCGACCAACUGUAGACACAACGGACAUCGCUCUCAAACUCUUCGCUCUCUCCUUCUCCGCUCGAUUCCCAUACUGAUUUUUCUUCUCUGUCCCCCGUUUGAUCCGUCAAUCAUGAUGCAGAAGCUAGGGUUUCCGAGCUUCAGGAGCUUGGACCAGUUCAGGUCUCGGCCAGCGUCCGCCUCCGGGACCGCGAAGACCUCCUCCUUCUCGUCGCGUCCAUCGACGGACUCACUUUCGAUCGGAAGCUUCGCGAAUCUGAAGCUCACUGCAGAGAAAUUGGUGAAAGAGCAAGCCUCCGUGAAGACUGAUCUCGAAAUGGCGACCUUGAAAUUGAAGAAAUCAACGGAGCACAUCCGUACACUAGAGGACAAACUGCAGAAUGCCUUUAAUGAGAAUGCUAAGCUCAAGGUGAGGCAGAAGGAGGAUGAGAAGCUGUGGAAAGGACUGGAGUCUAAAUUCUCUUCAACGAAGACGUUGUGCGAUCAACUAACAGAAACGUUGCAACACUUGGCCGGUCAAGUCCAAAAUGCUGAGAAAGAUAAGGAGUUCUUUGACGACAAGUUAUCGGCUAGUUCAGUUGCUAUUGAUGGGUUGAAUCAACAGAUGGCUGCUCUUUCCAUGAAGUUAGAGUCUGCAGAGGAGACCAUUCAAAGACGUGACAAGGAAUUGAUGGAACUUGGAGUUGAGAAAGAAGAACGAGAGAAAUUUCACAGAGAUGAACAGUGCAGGACAGCCAAUCUCAUAGAGGAGAAAGAUGCAACAAUCAAGAAAUUUCAAGCCACUCUAGAGGAAAAUGCAAUAGCCAUGGACAAUUUGAAUUCUACAUUGGGAGAAGUGCAAUCCAAAUUGAUAUCAAAAGAAGAUGAAAUCAAACAAUUGAUUACCACUCAACAAAAUUUAGAAAAAGACAAGAAGGAACUUCAGUUGAGAAAUGAAGAUCUCGGUAGUAAGUUGGUAUUGUCACUCCAAGAGAUCAAAAGUCUCGAAAGGCUUGUUCACCUGAUUGCUGCACAGCUGGCAGAAUUGAAUAAGAAAAGUUCGAUUUUUCCGGAAAAGUUUGAUCAGCUGAACUCCCUGUACGAGUCUUGCUUCAAGUUAGUUCAAAAGAAGACGGAUGUUACCAAUCAACUUGCUAAGAAGAGGCAUAAUAAGCUGCUGAGCGAGCUCUUGUUCACAACAUCAGAGAAGGAUGCUUUGCAAAUGAUGAAUCAGGAAUUAAAUAGUAAGGUCACAGAACUUCAAAAAUCUCAUGUGGUGGCUAUAACACAGCUUGCAGAGGAACUUCGAAUAUCAUGUGAGAGAAUUCAGUGCUUGGAGUCUGAAGCAGAAACCCUUGUCUCAAGGAGGAUUGAGUCUGAAUCGCUGGUUUGUGAAUUAGAGCAGAAAAUUAGCUCUCUUCUGGAGAGUGCAAAAUCCUCUGAGGAUAGAAUGCAAGAUUUGCUGGUCAAGUAUUCAGCAUUAGAGAGUGAGAAAGAUGAUGAUAAUGAGAAAUCACAAGCAGAGAUACAGAAAAAGGCUGAAGAAAUACAAUUGCUUCAAGAUGUGAAUGGGAAAAUUGAGAAGCAAAAGGAUGCACUUGAGAAUCAAGUUGAAGAUCUCAAAAAUGUGUUAGAGGAGAAGGAGAACUUUAUUCUGAGUUACAAGGAUAGAGAAAAGAAGCUAGAAGACCAAAUUUCCGAGAAUCAGGCAUUACUGACUUCAGCUGAACAUAGACUAGCAGAAUCCAAGAAGCAGUACGAUAUGAUGCUUGAUAAUAAAAAGAUGGAACUUUCGAGGCAUUUGAAAGAACUUUGUCAGAAGAAUGAUCAGGCCAUUAACGACAUCCGAAGAAAAUUUGAGCUGGAAAAGCAGGAGAUUGUGAAUCAGGAAAAAGAAAAGGUGGACAGAGUGGUCGGACAAUUGGAACUGGAGUGUGAUAAAAAACUUUCUGAUUGCAAAGAAGAAUCAAGGCAGCAUUUGAUAUCUGUUCAGGAGGAACAUGCUGCUCUAGUAAAUCGCAUUCAUCAGGAAAACAACCAGAAGGAAUUGCUUCUCAAAACCAGCCACAAUGAAGAGAUGAAACAUGCCCAGAUCCAAGCUGAAAACGAGCUGAGAGAGAGAACAACCGCACUUAGGAAUGAACAUGAAGCCAAGAUGAAAGCUGUACAGUGUCAGUAUGAAGACGAAUGUAGAAAACUGCAAGAAGAAUUGGAUCGGCAGAAAUCCAAAGAAGAUAGACAGAGAGCUUUAUUGCAAUUACAGUGGAGAGUAAUGGCUGACAAGCCACAGGAGGAUCAAGAGGUCUCUUCAAGAAAGGAGUAUUCGAUCACUUCAAUGAAGAAGAGGAAUUCUAAUGAUAGUAGAAGAAGCCAGCAGGUCUUAAGACCAGAAGAUGAAGAGCAGGAUUCACCUCUCCCGAAAGCAACUCAAACACCUGUGUCAAAAUUGUUGAAAAAAGUGGAGAACACUAAUACUGGUAGUGUGGCGAGUAUUCCCAAGCAUAGCAAGAAAGUAACUCACCGUGAAUAUGAAGUUGAAACAACAAAUGGAAGGACAAUUACCAAAAGAAGAAAAACAAAGAGUACAGUAAUGUUUGAGGAUCCAAGAAAACAUAAGAGGAUGGUUUCACCAAGACUUGGCACCCCCAAGGAUGUGAAGGGAACAAAGGGAGUUCAUCCUCCAUGCAGUUCAAAUAUUGGUGAUUUGUUCACAGAAGGAUCAUUAAAUCCCUAUGUCGAUGAUCCUUAUGCAUUUGACUGAGGGGGCACGACCAGUUGAACAUGCUCAGCAUCACACUACCAGGUUGCAUUUCUUCUGGAGAAAAGAUUCUUCUGCGACAUCUUUGGGUCAAAUGGUUUGCAAGAUACUGGCAUCCUUUGUAAACCUGUAUAUUCACAGAAAUUACGAGUGGGACGGUACAGACGUAUGCUUCUCAUUUUCACUUUUUCAUCACUUGCACUCACAUUGCAGAUGUCUGGUGUUGGGCAUUCAUAUAUGUUAAGUAGGACAGCAAAAAUGACACCGCAGUUUUGCAUCAGAAGCACCACCAUGUCUGCUCUUUCCUGUUCCCUGAUGGAAUAUUACUUGGUCUCUACAGCACUUAAAAUUGGCACUAUGAACAUUGACUAUCCAAUUUUGUUG
This is a messenger RNA of Rhodamnia argentea, 3128 nucleotides long. RefSeq names its product synaptonemal complex protein 1-like. The coding region runs from base 120 to 2747 and encodes 875 amino acids. NCBI's taxonomy places the organism in Eukaryota, Viridiplantae, Streptophyta, Magnoliopsida, Myrtales, Myrtaceae. The transcript has 19 exons. The record is from RefSeq and is a predicted model, not a curated record. Gene Ontology annotation, biological process: reciprocal meiotic recombination.